Balaenoptera musculus (blue whale) is the source of this 1691-nucleotide messenger RNA. It is a transcript of the gene GDE1, whose product is annotated as glycerophosphodiester phosphodiesterase 1. The transcript has 7 exons. Lineage: Eukaryota; Metazoa; Chordata; Mammalia; Artiodactyla; Balaenopteridae. Gene Ontology annotation, biological process: lipid metabolic process. Gene Ontology annotation, molecular function: phosphoric diester hydrolase activity. The record is from RefSeq and is a predicted model, not a curated record. Bases 215 to 1210 code for a protein of 331 amino acids.
GCUACGCCCCGAGCUCUGGAGAUCCUCGGCCUUGAUUGGCUGGACCUCGGGCUCCUUCUACGGAAGUAGCCGCGGCCGCCAUUGUGCGGCGCUGGUCCACUUAAAGGGUGACAGCUGCGGCCCGCGCUUUGGGCUGUCGUCGUAGCCUCUUGGUCUCCUGUCCGCGGAGCCCGGCGGGACCGGGACUCCCGUCCGUGCCGGUGCGGGCGCCGGCAUGUGGCUCUGGGAGGAACAGGGGGGCCUCAUGGGCCCCUUCUCCUUCCUGAUGCUGGUGCUGCUGCUGGUGACGCGCAGUCCCUUCAAUGCCUGCCUCUUCACCGGCAGCCUCUACCUCCUGCUGCGCCUCUUCAGCUUUGAGCCGGUGCCCUCCCUCAGGACCAUGCAGGUGCUCAGGCCCCGGGACCGCGUCUCCGCCAUCGCCCACCGCGGCGGCAGCCACGACGCGCCCGAGAACACGCUGGCGGCCAUUCGGCAGGCAGCUAAGAAUGGAGCAACAGGCGUGGAGUUGGACCUUGAGUUUACUUCUGAUGGGAUUCCUGUCUUAAUGCACGAUAGCACAGUAGAUAGGACAACUGAUGGCACCGGUCGAUUGUGUGAUUUGACAUUUGAACAAAUUAGGAAGCUUAAUCCUGCAGCAAAUCACAGAUUAAGGAAUGAUUUCCCUGAUGAAAAGAUUCCUACCCUGAGAGAAGCUGUUGCAGAGUGCCUAGACCAUAACCUCACAAUCUUCUUUGAUGUCAAAGGCCAUGCAAAUAUGGCUACUGAUGCUCUAAAGAAAGUAUAUAUGGAGUUUCCUCACCUAUACAAUAAUAGUAUGUCUGCCUCUUUCUUGCCAGAAGUUAUCUAUAAGAUGAGACAAGCAGAUCAGAAUGUAGUAACAGCUUUAAUUCACAGACCUUGGAGCCUUAGCCAUACAGGAGAUGGGAAACCACGCUUUGAUACUUUCUGGAAACAGUCCAUGUUUGUGGCAUUGGACAUUUUGCUCGAUUGGAGUAUGCAUAAUAUCUUGUGGUACUUGUGUGGAAUUUCAGCUUUCCUCAUACAAAAGGAUUUUGUAUCUCCGGACUACUUGAAGAAGUGGUCAGCUAAAGGCAUUCAGGUUGUUGCUUGGACUGUUAAUACUUUCGAUGAAAAAAGUUACUAUGAAUCCCAUCUUGGUUCCAGCUAUAUCACUGACAGCAUGUUGGAAGACUGCACACCUCAGUUCUAGGCUUUUCCCCCAGGGAGGAAACACAGCAGAACAGAGAUUCAGUGAAUGGAACAGAUAUCUAAACUGCAUGACUUCCAUUUCACGUUAUGACUAGAGUGACAAGAGGAAGAGAAAGGAACCAAAGAAAACAUGUGUGGACUGAAUUCCCCCUUUGGCUUACCUGCAGAGGCUAUACAGCGAAUGACAGGGAAGAAAUUCUCUUGGGGGCAGCACAGAGUUCACAACAUCCCUUCUGUGGUGUGAAGACCUUUUGAGAGCCAGAAGUUCUCUGUCUCUUGACCUUUGUCCCAAAUCCGUAUUGCACUUGACUCAGCCAGGCCCAAUUAAGGAUUGAGAUCCUAUGCUAAGGUGGUCGUGGGCCUUGAAGAAUGGAGAAUUCAGAUGAAGAAAGAAGGUGUUAAUUACUUACUUGGAAGGUAUAGUAACGGGGUUAACAACAGGAUAUUUUUUUUUGCUGCAUUGGGUCUUCUUUGCUGCGCGC